AUGCCCUUGAACAAAAUGUUCAUGAUCCUAGCAUGCAUGGUAGUCGCCUUAGGGCGAUGUAAAGGAGACGUCAAGGAGUACGUCUCCCAUAGGGAGGUGUUUGGUGCCCACGUGGAGGUGGGCACCGGGAGGGUGGAGAUGGGUUCCGAGGGGGAACCCAUCACUCAUAUGGACCACAUGACAUUGGAAGAAACGACUAGUGAUACUGAUCAAAGCGACAUUGUUAGCUCAGUAAACAUCAUAGGUGAUGACAAGGUAACACCUAUUGUUGAAAGAAAAGAACCUGAGAAAACAACUUUGGAAAAAGUAAUUGAUGACAAAAAUGGAACAGUUCUGGAAACCAAGGAACAAGAGAGCAUAACAUUACAGAAAGCCAUUCAUAAUAAGAACGGAACCAUUGUUGAAAAUGAAGUUGAAAAGAUCAGAACCAUUAUUGAAGCGAAACACCAAGAGUGUAAAACUGAGGAGGAAAAUGUAGAUGAUAAAAACGGAACCAUUGUGGAAACGAAACAAGAGGAGAAUGAAACUAUGGAAAUUGAAAUUGACAAGAACGGAACCAUUGUGGAAAGCAAACACCAAGAAAACAAAACUGUUGAGAAAGCAGUUGGUGAUAAGAACGGAACCACUGUUAAAGCUAUACACCAAGAAAAUAAAACUGUGGAAAACCCCACUGGUGAUGAGAACGAAGGAGAUAUUGAGGUUAGCAAAGAGGAAGAGAACAAGCCCUUGCUGCAAGGGGUGCACGAUAACAUCGGAACAGAUAAAACAAUUAGCAAAGAGAGAGAAAACAAAACACUUGAAAAAGCCGUUGUUGAAACCAUCGACCAAAAGCCCAUUUGUGAUAAAAACGGCACAGAUACUGAAGUUUGUAAAGACGAAAAGAACAAGACCUUGGAUAAAAUGGUUGAGAACAAAGGAAAAGAUUUGACAACUAUAGAACAGGAGACCAAAGCCUUGCCACCAGUCCCAGGUGCUAAACACGAAACAUUUGAGGAAACUAAAGAGCAGGAAAACAAAACGAUGUUAAUGAGGAAUGAAACGGAUGCGGAAACUAAAGAAUCACAUGAGGAAAUUGCCUUGCCACCAAUCCCAGGUGCUAAAAACGAAACAUUUGAGGAAACUAAAGACCAAGAAAACAAAACGAUGUUAUUGAGGAACAAAACGGAUGCGGAAACUAAAGAAUCACAUGAGGAAAUUUUACCACGAGCGAAUAUAACUCCCGAGAGCGAAACUGAAACUGAGAGAAACGAAAGCCAAAAUCUACAUAACAAAUCGAUGAAUCUAAAGACCACGAUAGCGGAAAAUGAAGCGACGACGAUAGCGAUUGAGGAAAUAACGGAAAGUAUUCAGAAACUAAAUGAAGACAAGACCUUGGAUAACACGGUUGAGAACAAAGGAAAAGAUUUGGAAACUAUAGAAUCACAUGAGGAAAUUGCCUUGCCACCAUCCCCAGGUGCUAAAAACGAAACAUUUCAGGGAACUAAAGAGCAGGAAAACGAAACGAUAUUGUUGACUAACGAAACGGAUGCGGAAACUAAAGAAUCACAUGAGGAAAUUGCCUUGCCACCAACCCCAGGUGCUAAAAACGAAACAUUUCAGGGAAAUAAAGAGCAGGAAAACGAAACGAUAUUGUUGACUAACGAAACGGAUGCGGAAACUAAAGAAUCACAUGAGGAAAUUUUACCACGAAUGAACAUAAUUCUCGAGAGCGAAACAGAAAUUGUCGGAAACGAAAGCGAAAAUCUACAUAACGAAUCGAUGAAUCUAGAGACCACGAUAGCGGAAAUAGAAGCGACCACGAUAGCGAUUGAGGAAAAAACGGAAAGUAUUCAGAAAAUAAACGAAGAUCUCGGUAAACAAACAACACUUCUGCGGAACCGAACAGAACAUCUUCAGAAAAAAACGAAUGAAAUGGAAAGCAAAAUACUGGAAGUGGAAAACAAAACGAUGCGAAUAGAAAAGGAAUCAGAUGCGAUGUUAGUGGAGAGUGUCAUAAUGGGGCGAACGAUGCUGCGUGUGGAGACAGAAACUAACCAGAUUGAAAACAAAGCUGUGGGUUUGAAGGAGAUGACAGAGAGUCUCCACAACAAGACAGCAGACCUGCAAGAAGGAACUCACAGUCUGCAGGCCCAAAUCAAAGCUCUACAAAACAAGGUGGCGGAUUUAGAGGACAUGAUGGAAAAAAUUUUGAACUUUGCAGUAGAAAUUGAAGACCAAACAUUAGGUCUGGAAAACGAAACACUGGAUUUGCACAAUAAGACAGUCGAGUUGGAAGACAAAAUGACUGGUCUUUAUAACUGGACUCAACAGGUGCAGAAGCGAACGUCGCAGCUACAGCACAAGACAAGUGGACUGCGGAGCAAGAGAGUUGACUGGCUUAACAAGGCGUCAGUGUUCAAGACGAAAGCUUUGCCUGUAGAUGCUAUGUCAUCCCCGAGGGAAGAACUGUAA
Molecule: messenger RNA, 2451 nt
Organism: Portunus trituberculatus (swimming crab)
Lineage: Eukaryota; Metazoa; Arthropoda; Malacostraca; Decapoda; Portunidae
Product: spindle assembly checkpoint component MAD1-like
Exons: 1
Coding region: 1-2451 (816 amino acids)
Source: RefSeq, a predicted model, not a curated record